AUGGCGGAGCGGGGUCAUCGCGGCCAUUCCCCGGCCUCCGUGGUGGUGCUGACGAGCGACAGCGACGAUGACGUCAGGGAGGGGCCCCCGCUUGGCCGGCCGGAAGUGCUGGUCCUGGAGGAGGAUGGGCAGCCUUUGACCCCAAAUUUGACCCUAAAUUUGACCCCAAAGUUGACCCCAGCCGGGCCUGACAGCGACAGCGAGGCCGAGGGGAAGGAGGCCCAUUGGCCCCCCAGGAGGCCCAAGCGGAGGAGGCUACUGCUUGGACGCCGAGAGGCCCCCUCCAUCCCCGUCUACUCGGGGAAGGUGAACAGCAGCCUCCGACUCUUCAUCGAAGAUCCGAAGCCGCCCCAGUCCCCCGAGCCCCCAGAUCCGGACCCCAGGAGUCCCCACCGUGAGACCCCUCUCACCCCAGACUCUGACAGCCAGGAGAAGCAGCUACAGCGGGAUGACGACAGCGAGAAGGAGGUGUUUGUCGUUCGGGACGCUUCCCCUUCUCCACCGCCCCAGCCCCGGCGAAGGAAGCAGGCGAGAGCUCAACAGAAGAUCCGGGAAGUGGACCGCCGCCUGCAGGAUCUCCGUUCCUGCCUGAGCCCCUCGCCCCGCCACGGUCGCCGCCCGCCACCGGACCUCGACGAGGACGUGAUCCUGGUGGAGGGAUCCCUCUCCCGGGAGCCGGCCCCGACUUCCCGGCCGAUCCUCCUCAAAGUGCGCUGCCGGGCCGACCUGUUCAGGGUCCCCGUCCUUAUGUCUGACCCCCUGCAAGGAGUGGUGGACCACCUGGCUUCGCAACUGGGGGUCUCCUCAGCCCGGAUCCUGCUGCUUCUCCGGGAGGCCGAGCUGCCCUCCAGUGCCACCCCCGAGACCCUGAGGCUCAGCGUGGCUGACAUAAUUGAUUGUGUGGUGCUGCCGAAGAGCCCUGAGCCAGCCGAAGAGUCAGACGUGGAUGGGAAACUGAGGCUUCGGGUUCAGGGAAAAGAGAAGCAUCAGCUGUUGGAGGUCACCGUGUCUCGAGCCGCUCCCCUUGGGACACUGAUGUCCCACUACGCCGAAGCCAUGGGCCUAACGGGGCGGGAGCUCUCCUUCUUCUUUGAUGGUGAAAAGCUGACACGUCAGAGGACCCCGGCAGAGCUGGGCAUGGAGCAAGGGGAUCUGAUAGAGGUUUGGGGGUGAUGCCGGUACCCCUAAACGGGCAGCCCCUUCUACUCCCCUCGAGUUGCUGGGGGCCGGUAUUGGACCCCUCCAGCUUUCUCCUCAGCCCUCUGAAAGAACCCUCUUGGGGAGUUGGACAUUUAGGUGAGGUGUCACAUGGCUCUGACACCAUCUCCCUCACGUCCUUGAGGCCAAUACGGCUCUCCCCCCACCCCAGCCGGUAGCAAUUUCUCAUCAGAGGUCAUCGGAGGUCGGUCUCAGGUGCUGCCUCUUUCCAAAAGAGAUCUAUUUAUAUGUAAGCCCUCACCCUAGUUCUUCCCCACUGUCCUUUGCCUUCCUGUAAAUACGUUAAUAUCCUGCGUCCCGAUUUGCACUGAAGUUCUAGGUUUUGGGGAGGAAGCAAAGGAGGAGUAGGACGCAUGACCUGUCUCGGUUGUUGCAUAAAAUGCGAAUUGUUUUUGUAACAAGGAAGAUAAUAAACUCGUCAUAA
Tachyglossus aculeatus (Australian echidna) is the source of this 1642-nucleotide messenger RNA. RefSeq names its product nuclear factor of activated T cells 2 interacting protein (gene NFATC2IP). The coding region runs from base 1 to 1173 and encodes 390 amino acids. The record is from RefSeq and is a predicted model, not a curated record. Gene Ontology annotation, biological process: cytokine production; positive regulation of transcription by RNA polymerase II. NCBI's taxonomy places the organism in Eukaryota, Metazoa, Chordata, Mammalia, Monotremata, Tachyglossidae. The transcript has 8 exons. Gene Ontology annotation, molecular function: protein binding.